AUGUUCUUCGGAGAAGAGGACGAUGCAUUACGUAUGCGAUGGGCUGUCGUAUGUUCCAUUCCCGAUGAAAGACUGAUCAACACAUUGAGUGAAUUUUCUUCAUGGUUUCUUGAUAAAGUCACUUGCGUUGCAAGUAGAAUGAACAUCUACGCAAGAUUCGAGGAAAGACCUAAGGUCGUACAGCAUGUUCCCGUUGGAGAUUAUAAUGCCUGUGCUACGGCGUACGAAAACAUUAGAAAGAACUGGCCUGCAGUCAUGUUCGUCCUCCAUAUCCUACCUGAAAAGAACGCUUGUGAAUACGAGUGGAUGCGCACGCUUAGUUCAAUUCAUGGUUUCGUUCGACAAGGAGUACUGCUGGAUAAUGCUCUAGAUAGAUUCGCCAGUGUCGCCAAGCUGGGAAACGACCCGAAUGAGGUUUUUGCAAAUGUAGCACAAUGGAUUGCGAGAGCUACAAGCAAGCUUUGUCUCGAUAAAGAUCCAAUGUAUAAACCAUACGAUCUCCGUGUCGGUUCGGGUAAAGCUGUGCCGAUAAACGCUAAAAUCGACCAAGAUGCCAUGCAAACUGCUGUGAACACUGUCCUCUCCGGAUCACCAGAUUUGCUGCCUUUACAUCGUGAAGAAUCUGCCGUCCAAGUGUCCGGAUACCCUUCUUCGCUCAACGAAUUCGGUGUAGCUCAACUAUUUCAUGGUUUGAAGGUUACGGGAGUGGUUUUGAACUCAGAUAGGGCCACUAUCACUUUUGCCACGAAAUUUCUAGCAUAUCAGGCAUGUUUUUUAAAUGGAAAGAAACUCGAUCGAUUCCACACACUGCACGUGGAGCCCAUUUCACAGGAGGUUAAAGAGCAAAUUUCGUUGGCCGAAGCUGAUAUGUAA
This is a messenger RNA of Haemonchus placei, 873 nucleotides long. NCBI's taxonomy places the organism in Eukaryota, Metazoa, Nematoda, Chromadorea, Rhabditida, Trichostrongylidae. The record is from the annotation of a GenBank genome assembly.